CUCUCCUCGCCGGGGCGUUCGCUCUCGUUCCUGAGUCUCGCGAGCGUUACGGUGACUCGCGGAGGCUGUGCAGUUGGGUACGCUCUCGGCUAGUGUGACGCUAACGGGUGCAGUGACCAUGUUCCGAGCUGUGGCUCCUGGGCGGCUCCGGCGGGCGGCCUCAUUGCUACGAUUUCAGAGUACCCUGGUAAUAGCUGAGCAUGCAAAUGAUACCCUAGCACCCAUUACAUUAAACACCAUCACUGCAGCCAAACGUCUUGGAGGUGAAGUCUCCUGUUUAGUAGCUGGAACCAAAUGUGACAAGGUGGCACAAGAUCUCUGCAAAGUAGCAGGUGUAGCUAAAGUUCUGGUGGCUCAGCAUGAUGUGUACAAAGGCCUCCUUCCAGAGGAACUGACACCAUUGAUUUUGGCAACUCAGAAGCAGUUUAAUUACACACACAUCUGUGCUGGAGCAUCUGCCUUUGGAAAGAACCUUUUGCCCAGAAUAGCAGCCAAACUUGAUGUUGCCCCUAUUUCUGACAUCAUUGCAAUCAAAUCACCUGACACAUUUGUGAGAACCAUUUAUGCAGGAAAUGCUUUAUGUACAGUGAAGUGUGAUGAGAAAGUGAAGGUGUUUUCUGUCCGGGGAACAUCUUUUGAAGCUGCAGCAACAAGUGGAGGUAGUGCCAGCUCAGAAGAGGCAUCAAGUGCUUCCCCAGUGGGGAUAUCAGAAUGGCUUGACCAGAAAUUAACAAAAAGCGAUCGACCAGAGCUAACAGGCGCCAAAGUGGUGGUAUCUGGUGGUCGGGGUUUGAAGAGUGGAGAGAACUUUAAAUUGUUGUACGAUUUGGCAGAUCAACUACAUGCUGCAGUUGGUGCUUCUCGUGCUGCUGUUGAUGCUGGCUUUGUUCCCAAUGACUUGCAAGUUGGACAGACAGGAAAAAUAGUAGCACCAGAACUUUAUAUUGCUGUAGGAAUAUCUGGAGCCAUCCAACAUUUAGCUGGGAUGAAAGACAGCAAGACAAUUGUGGCUAUUAACAAAGACCCAGAAGCUCCAAUUUUUCAAGUGGCAGAUUAUGGAAUAGUUGCAGAUUUAUUUAAGGUUAUUCCUGAAAUGACAGAACUAUUGAAGAAAAAAUGAGCCAUGACCAUGUCUUAAGAAGGAAAAUUGUAUCAAAGUAUAUUCAGCUGAAAUCAUAGAAAUUCAUGGCUAACAUAACAAUCAUUGGAAAGUGUGGAGAGCUACAUUUUGUAAUUUGAGGAAAAAUUCUAACAGGCACCAGAAUGCUUUUUUAUGGGGUUAUUAUUAUGUUUCUUUUUAAUUAUUUGUGGUUCCAAACAGUUAUUUUUUGAAAUUUUCUAGUUCUGUAAUAAAAUAUAUAAUAAAGCCUUUCCACAGCUUUAAAACUA
Balaenoptera musculus (blue whale) is the source of this 1389-nucleotide messenger RNA. RefSeq names its product electron transfer flavoprotein subunit alpha (gene ETFA). The transcript has 12 exons. Bases 119 to 1120 code for a protein of 333 amino acids. The record is from RefSeq and is a predicted model, not a curated record. Gene Ontology annotation, molecular function: electron transfer activity; flavin adenine dinucleotide binding. Gene Ontology annotation, cellular component: mitochondrion. Lineage: Eukaryota; Metazoa; Chordata; Mammalia; Artiodactyla; Balaenopteridae.